Molecule: messenger RNA, 3342 nt
Organism: Liolophura sinensis
Lineage: Eukaryota; Metazoa; Mollusca; Polyplacophora; Chitonida; Chitonidae
Exons: 3
Coding region: 560-3028 (822 amino acids)
Biological process (GO): regulation of apoptotic process
Molecular function (GO): protein binding; ATP hydrolysis activity
Source: RefSeq, a predicted model, not a curated record
CAAUUACAAUUAAAGUCGUAGCUGAUCUAAAUUGACUAGAAGCCGAAUUUUACCGAUUACGUGUGACCAUUUGUCAAAAUAUCACUUUUUUUUUUGCUUUUUUCUUUGUUAAUUUUUUUUUUAUCUUUAUCCCUAGUAAAAAUUUUCUUAAAUUGAAACCAACCGGGUGAUUCCCUUCUAGUGUGGGACAAGACACAACAACAAAUAUGACGUCACAUCAGGAAACAAAAUCUGAGUUCACUUCCACAUUUAGCGUUAUAUGCUCGUUCUCUAGCUAUAGUUACUGGAGUAAUGGGCUUAAAGCGACAUCUCUCCGUGAGCCAAUCAGAUUCGUGCCCCGUAUUCCCCUUGGCCCACAUCCACAGUGAUCACGCAUGGCGUGAGAAUGUGUUCGUGGAAUGUGCAUGUAUAAGUCGUCUCUGAGAGUUGUUUUGAAAUGACAUGACGCUGGUUUCCGACCACAAUCCACAGAUUACCUCAGUCUAGCGUCAAGUUUCUUCCCGAUCAGUAUUUCUGCCGCUAAGUAACCGUGUGACUGAUUUGGAAAUGAGGCUGGGGAAUGGAGGUUUUCCAGGCCAAACUUCGGCUUAACUACGACGUCCUAACGGACGCAGAGACGGGAAUAGACGUGAAUCACGUCACGGACUAUUUGCGAAGGGACAAUGCAGUUUGCGCUGAAGAAUAUGAGGAGAUACACGCCGGAAGUAACUGCAGGGUGAGGGCCGAACGUCUGAUAGAAGUUCUCUUGCAGAAGGAUGAAAGGGCCUAUGAGUUCUUCCUUGAAGCUUUGCGGGCAAACUAUCCCCAUUUCGCACAGUUACUCGACGAGACGUCGGUAGAUCAAAGCGACAACACCAGUUUACACGCUGUUCAAGACAGAAGACAAGGUAUCGACAAUGUCUGCAACAGUUCCAAAACGAUUAUUUUACCGGCUGUCUCAACAGUUUUUGUGGGUAGAGAUGCCGAUAGAGGUGCGUGUUUAAGAUGGCUUCAAACCUUCAACAGCUGCGAACGAAUUUACACUAUAACUGGUCCUCCCGGUGUAGGCAAAACCGCUCUAGUCAUCCACUGUUGUCAUGAAUAUGUCAGGCAGCUUCACACGCAUUCAAAUCCCCACAUUCUCUUUUUUGACCUUCGCAGCAUAAAGAAAAUCGAAGAUUUGGCCUUUGACAUACUGCUAGCCAUGCGACAGUCUCUUGGAAGGCACCCUUUAAACAUGGUUUGCAACUUGAUCCGCAACUUGAGCAGUUACUUAGUUCUAGUUCUGGACAAUGCCGAGGACGCCAUGGUGGAGCAAUUGAAGGACGAGUUUCUGAGUUUUCUGAACAAAAUUCUCCAGGCGAAUUCAAAAACACGAGUCAUUAUAACAAGCCGUGUUUCUGUUAAGAUAUUAGCUGUUGGCACGUGUGAAGCAAGGCUGAAUCCCCUUGACGAAUCUGAUGGUGUGUCCCUCGCUUCGCGUCUGGUGCCAAAUCUCGACCCAAACCUCCUCAAAAGGCUCUGCGAGUUGACCGGAUAUCUCCCUCUCGGCCUUCGUCUGUUGGCUAUACUUUUGCAAAGAGAAAGCAGUCCGGAGGAGAUCGUGACAGCGUUGGAGGGGACACCUGGUUCCACGUUGAUCGCGAUGCAGAAUAUCGAAGGUAUUCCCAGUUCGUCACAAAUUGUCUCCUGCUUCAAAUCAUGUUUCAACCAUUUAGACGACACUCUGCAGAAUUGUCUCAUUGCUUGUUCAAUAUUCCCCACAAGCUUUGACAGAAACGCCGCUCAGGUCAUGUUUCAGCCCUCAGUGGAUUCGGAACGGAAGAUGGCUUGCACGGAUCUCGUACAUACUCAGAGAAUCCUGCGCAGUCUAGAAGACAGAUCAUUGCUUAUGUUUGACAAACAUUCUCGGCGAUACAGCAUCCAUCCGUUGCUGAGGACAUUCUGUGAACAAAUGCGGCAGAUGCAAAGUCAGGGCUGGAGCACACAAGACGUCCAGCGUCGCUACUGCGAGUACUUCGUCAGGUUUGCAUUAAAUGCAAGCGAGAUGUUCUUUGUGAAAGACUCCUGUUCGAUGGCUGUGCAUAAGUUCUGGUCGGAGAGACAGAAUAUUGAACUCGCGUUUCAGAUUUGUCUAGCGAAUCCCCAUCUCACACAUCUACUCCUUGGUUUCGCUUCCCGCAAGGGUAUAGAGUUUCUCCGAAUAACGAUUCCAGACAAGAAAAUUCGCCAAAUCUACGAUUCUUUGCUAGAGGCCUUAGCUCCUGAGGAAGCAGGAGAACGAAGCAUGGUAUUGACAGCGCUAAGUUUCUACGCACGAGUUGCAGAACACGAUGCCGUUUCAUCUCUUCGCUACAUCGAAGAGGCCAGCAGCAUUCAAGACAACAUGGCCGUCUCAGACGUGGAGCAGCGAACGUUCUAUAUGCAUACCAAAGCAAAAUGUUACGCGCACAAUGGUCGCUUUGAAGAAGCCGAGGAGAUAGCCAAGGAAAGCUUAAAGCUCGGUAACAGUCACCCUGAUGAGAAUGUCCGCUGGUUUCUGAAGGGUUUCUCGGUGGAAGCCCUCGCUGGAAUUCACCGGAAUCAGUUCUUACAAACUCGAGACCCACAAAAAGCUGUAGACUCGAACAACGAGUACAACACCGUGCUGAAAUAUCUAGAAAAGUUUAUGGGCAAUCACAUAUUCCAGCGCUAUAUCCACAUGAGCCACGGUCAACUGCGCAGUGAGGUGGGCGAUCUGGACGGGGCUCUUCACUCUCUGCAGAAAGCUCUUGAAGUGCAGAACAUUGUGAUGGGAGGUUGCGGUGAUCAGGCCACUGUCCAUUUUCUUAUUGCUGAGAUUAAAGAGAAAAUGGACGACUAUACUGGAGCUGCCCAAUCCUUAACAACCGCAUUUGAUCUCAGCUCUAAGGUAUUUGGAGCAUCGCCACAAACGAUGAAGUGUGGCCGAAGGCUUAUCCAGGUUUUACGUAAACUUGAUAAAUCGGACAAAGCUGAUUGGUACGAAAAUAAAAUAGCAGCCUUGACAAGUGAAAUGCCAGAGGACUGAUAUAGUGAUAGUGAUGGGAUUGAAUAAAUACACUCAGUAUGAAUAUUCAUUUUGCAUGUUAUACAGCGGUGUUUUUGUAUUCCGUUUUUUGUUUUAUUCUUUUUCAUAUUUUUUAUGAAAACUUUUCAGCAUGACCUGGUAAUUCAUAAUUAAGUCAUAUAUCAGGACUUUUUAGUACUUUUAAACGGUCUCGAUUGUGAGAAUGUCUGUAUGCAACCUGAGGAUGGUCGGGGAUUUCCCUGGGCCCUGCCUGGUUUCCUCUCACGAUAAUGCUGGCUGGGGUCGUGCAGGCCUAAGUGAAAUAUUUCUGAGUA